AUGAAACGUUCAAUCGUAGAAUCUAUUCUUUGCAAAGAAACUUCUAAGCAGAUUUGGGAUUUUAUGAAGAAAAAAUAUCAAGGCUCUGCUAGAGUGAAGCGUGCACAACUUCAAGCCUUGAAAAGGGAUUUUGACACUUUGCAUAUUAAGAAAGGAGAGUCCGUAACGAGUUACUACACGAGAAGAAUGGAAAUCAGCAACGAAAUGCGAUUCCAUGGUGAGGAGAUGAAAGACGUCAAAAUUGUUGAGAAGAUAUUGCGCUCUUUGACACCGAAGAUCACAAAUCGCAGCUCAACUUCCGAAGAGCAAGCUUUGAAGGCCUAUACUUAUAUUUCUUCCAAUCCUAGAGGAAAGGUAAGAGGUAGAGCAAGAGGAAUAGGAAGAGGGAGAGGAGAUCAAGGAAAUAGAGAUGGAGUCAAUGAAGAUGGCAACAGGAACUGA
Solanum lycopersicum (tomato) is the source of this 441-nucleotide messenger RNA. Lineage: Eukaryota; Viridiplantae; Streptophyta; Magnoliopsida; Solanales; Solanaceae. The record is from RefSeq and is a predicted model, not a curated record.